AAUGUACUCAAUAUUUUUUCUGUGGAAAGGUACAGGUUGACGUAUGCUGAGACUCUGCAUCCUAUCCCAAGCACCAACGAAACUAAUUAGAAUGAUUUGUCUCAGGCUACAGUGACAGUUACCCCCCCCCCCCCCCCCCUCCUACUCGUCAUCCUCCAGGCAGGCCCACAAAGAAGCGUUUUGGUUUGCAGGACGUUGUGAAACAUCAGUAAAAGUGUAGCAGAUGCAAGGGCAUGAGACAUAAUAAAUCAACGUGCAAAGAAAUUUUAAUUGAAGAGCGAUGAUGGAUGGAUCUAUAAUUUCGAAAUUUGGAAUGCCAGGAUGUCAAUGAGUACCGAGCUGCAUUUCUCUUCCCGGAAUCAUAUUUUUUCAUAAAAAUGCCGUCUCCCUCAUCUGCCUUAGAUCUUAAUGCUAGUCUUCAACGCAUUCCUUUUUCUAUGACGUUCUCCCCGGUGAUAGGCUUUCUUUUAUGUAUAUAUAUACCACUCCCUCCUAUUUUGCCCACUAGUCUCAUUUACUUUGUAGUUAUUGUUCAUAUAUCUGGUGGGAUCCUGUUCAUAUAAGGGAAAAUAUUGUCUCGACAAUUGCGAAAAAAAUAAAUGAAACCAAUAGACUUAUUUGGAGAGUAUGAUCUGAUAGAAAGAACUAGUCUUUGAUCAUAUCAAUAAAUUUAUGAGCAUUUGCAUGCUUUUCAAUACAUAUUCUCUUACUCUAUUUGCCUCAUUAUUUUCACUAAAAAUUUCAUUGUCUUGGCAUGCCUAUGAACAUAAAACAAUGAGCUAAUUUCUAUCCAUUUGUGGACCCAUUAAAGAAGAAUAUAGUAUUACAUAUUCUGAACAUUCUAAUUUCUUUUCUUAAAAGUCUUAAGUCUAAACUCCUGUUGGUGUAUUCCUACCUGAAUUAUCCAAAGAAAAGUGUAAAAAUGCUGCUCAGCUAAACAACUGUCCACUGAUAAUGCUAGUACACAAGCUUGUACUGCAUCAACUGUUUGGAGUACAUUUUUUAAAUUAGUACCAGCAUGUCUUUGGUACCACCAUGUAGUACAAGCCUACAACUAAUCAUGCUACCUUUCAUUAUGGAGUAUAUAUACAGUUUGUUGCCAAUUUAAUUGCUCCAACAAAUUUAAGCCAUUCAAAAAAUCCACAUGAUUCAAAUAAUCCCCCGCCACAAAAAAAAAAAAAAUUCAAUCUUGAGUUUUAGAUGAGAAUUUUUAGUUAAUCUUGUGAUUGCGGGUUUUCUCUUUUACUCUUUUAAUAAAGAUUUAACUCAUAACCUACUAAAAAAUUUAUUUCCCCUCUCUGUAUCUCAAAAAAUCUCAAUUUUAAUCUACAUAUGCUUUCUAUUUAAAAUUAGAUUUUAUACAAAAGUUGCAUUUUUUCUUUUUUUAUACUCUAUAUUCUAGUAAGUUAGCUACAUAUAUUAUUUUUAUACAUUUUUUUAAAUAUUCUAAUAUUUUCAUUUUCAAUGAUAAAUUUAUAUUUUCUCUAUUACUCUUAUUUACAAAUUUAUUAUUUAUUUGCAUCUAAUUUAACAUAUUUCUUAAAUUUAUUUUAUAUUGAACACUCAACUUUUUUGUUUUGUAUGGAUAGUGUAGUGGGAAUUAGAAGAGCUAGGGAAGAGGUUGAGCAUGAGAUGGAUCAAUCAACAAUAUGCAUCGAUGUUGAUGUUCCUCCCAUGCACUGCCUCUUCCCUGGCACUUCUUCGAUCAUUUCCCUUUUUUCAAUUUCCUUUUAUUAAUUAUAAAUUUUCUUAGUUGUUGUAGAGAUCAACUUUUCAAGAUUCCAGUAAUGAACUCAAAGCUCAAUAUUUUUUAUUUCCAUUAAAAUAGGUUGAUUGAAUUUUUAAAAAGCCCUUUAAAUUCAAUUAUUUAAUUAUAGAAUGAAAGUUCAUAAAAUUUAUCAAACAAAGCCCUUUAAUUAGAAAAGUCAAAGUUAGACUUUUUAGUUUUUAUGUAAAGGUCUUGUAUCUUUGUUUGUAAGUAAAAAGUAAUCCUAUAAGCCUACAUAAAAGCAACUACAUGUCCGAAAGGUAUUAAGUAUAUCAGUAUUCAUCAGCACAAGCAUUAUAGUGAUACUAGCGGUACCAAUCAUCAGUACAGAUUUAUAGAACAUAAUGAAGAUACUGAGGAGCUCAGUAAAGAUGUUCCUGAACGUGUGUGCAGAAAAGCUUCAAGUAUACCAGUAUGUAAUCAAGCUGCAAGUGCAUCUACAUCAGUACAUAAUAAGCUGGCAGAUCUUAUUAUUGAGGAAUUUCUAGCAUAUUAGGAGUGUUAGUUUGUUUUGUAGGUUGUUAUAACUAACUCUUGAUUUGAUUUGAUUUGUUUGUAUUUUCUUGUGAUUUAGAAAAUGCCCACAGUUUGUAAGGCAUAUAAAAUCCUAACCCAAGAACAAACUUAUAAAGAAAUAAGUAGGGCAAGUUACAUUGAUGACACCCAAGACACAACUGUUGCUUGUAAGGUUGAGAAAAGAACGUUCAAUGAAUACGAAGGCAAAAGGAGAAGUUUCAACUACUAAUACAACACAUUUUGCAGAAUAUGGAUCAUUAUCCCGUUAUAGUGUAUUGGGGUGGGGAAGUAAGUUAUACUGGAUCCGAUGUUGGGUAUAAUGGAGGAUUAAAUACAGUGAUGUUUAUCCAUCGUCAAAAUACGACUUUUGAGGUGUUUGUUAGCAAAGUCUAUGAUGUAAUUGGUUGUGAUCGCAACUCUUUUAUGUUAAAAUUGGAGAUGAAAUAUCCGGUGACUGGAAAAAAUGUGUUAGUCCCGAUUAAGAAUGAUGAAACCAUAAGUGCUCUUGCUUAUGCGGCAUCACAAGCCCCUGGAACGGCAAUGGAGGUUUAUGUUGAAUUGGUUGCAAGUUUGGAUAAUGCGAGGGAAGUCAUGACUAGCAUGGAACUUCCAGAAUCAGGUCCUAGUGUACGCCAUGAUACAUUCACAGAAAUGUUAAGUAACCCAAAUUACGUUAGUGAGCACUUGGAUGAGAAUAGCUCUCCAACUCAUUCACGUGGCAUUGGUGGUGGUGUAAUGAACACCUUUUCCACGAGUCACUUGGGUAGCCUUAAUGCGAACGAGGUUGACUCUUUAGAUCAGGAGGAUGAGCAUAUUGAUUCUGAUUUAGAAGAGGAUGAUGAAAGAAGAGAAGCUCUAGAUGCAGCGAUUAGAGAUGGUGCUCCAUCUCAAGAUUGGCUUAGAAUUGAUGAGGUUGAUCAAAGAUUGAUUGAUGCAUGGAUGACCUAGAACGAUGACAACUCCAUGAAUGAAAAUGGAGACUUUAGGAUAGGGCAAGAGUUUAGCUCCUUAGACCACCUUAAGAAGAAUGUUAAAGCAUGGGCGAUUUCUAAUAAUAGAAACUUCCGUGUAAUUGAGUCGGAGCCUUCAAAGUACGUUAUCCAAUGCACUAAUGCGGAGGAUAUAGGUUGUGAAUGGAGGAUGCGAGCUGUUAUGACCGCAACGGGAUCAUUUAAGAUUGUGCGAUAUAAGGGUCAUAAUCAAGAUUGCUCAGUACAUUACAGUGACGACCAUCCCCUCCUUACUUCUGAAUUUGUUGCUGAUCUUAUCGUGGAUAUGAUUAGAGUUGAUCCAGCAUUUAAGGUGAAGUCAAUCGUUAAUUUUGUAAAAAAUAAAUACGGAUUUGUAAUAACAUAUAAGAGAGCUUGGUUGGCCAAAAAUAAGGCUAUAACAAAAGUGUUUGGGGAUUGGGAUAAGUCCUUUGAGGAGCUUCCACGGUACGUGCAGGCAUUAAUGCAAUCUAAUCCCGGAACAGUGGUGCAAUGGGAAGUCCAACCGACAAUGGAUCCUACCAAAGUGAUGUUUCAGCGAAUGUUCUGGGCUUUCGGACCAUCCAUUAAGGGUUUUCCCCACUGUCGUCCCCUUAUUUCUAUAGAUGGUACACAUUUGUACGGAAAGUACAGAGGCACACUUAUGAUUGGUAUGUCCAUAGAUGCAAAUUCUCAGUUGUUCCCACUUGCCUUUGCCGUUGUGGAGGGAGAGAGCAACGACACAUGGAGUUGGUUCUUGGAUUGUAUAAGGCAUUAUGUCACUAAGAGGGACGGCUUAUGUGUUAUAUCUGAUCGUCACAAGGGAAUUUUGCAUGCAAUGAACAGAGUUGGAAAAGGUAGGGAAGAACCAUAUGCAUUACAUCGGUUUUGUAAACGUCAUCUAGCUUCAAACGUGCAUAAGAAGUUUAAAAACAUAGCGGUUAAGAACUUAUUUGGAAAAGCUUCUGAACAGACAAAGAUUCGGAAGUAUAAUUUCUACAUGAAUCGCCUUAAAGAGCUUAAUGAGGACGCGUACAAGUACUUAGUGGAUGGUUCUAUUCCCGAGCGCCAAUGGACUUUGAUUCAUGACGGUGGGCAUCGAUAUGGAGUGAGAACUACAAACAUGUCUGAAGCGUUCAACGGCGUUAUGAAAGGGGCCAGGUCACUUCCAAUCACUUCAUUAGUUAGGAUGACAUUCUACCGGGUAAACGAAUACUUUGCCACAAGGAGGGAUUUAGGGAGAAGCAGAUUAGAUAGUGGACAUGUGUAUGCGAAGAAACCAAGUGAUACGAUUGAUAAGAAUGCUGAAAAAGCACGCUUUCAUGAUGUUAGGAUAUAUGACACAGUGCGUGGGAUAUUCGAGGUCACCACUGGUUGUGGCAAUAGGAUAGCAGGAAAAGGUGGAAAAUCCUACAUGGUUGACCUCACAGCAACAUCAUGCACAUGUCAGAAACCAACCAUCUUCAAGUUACCGUGCUCACAUGUUCUUGCAGUAUGUCGAGCUCGUAACAUAUCGUACGAUGCUUUUGUGGACCCUUCAUUUCGCACUACAAAAUACGUAUCGACAUAUAAGAAGUCUUUCAUGCCCGUUCCAGACAUGUUCACUUCCGAUCCUUGGAAUGGUCCUACAGUUGUUCCACAUCCCUCAACGAAGCGUGCAAAGGGUUGUCCGCGAUCAACUCGUAUACGGAACGAAAUGGAUGCACCGUUGAAGCGUCCUCGUAACUCGUGUACCUUUUGUGGAUGUAGUGGUCAUAAUAAGAAAACAUGCCCUCGAAGGUCAACAAACGAUCAUGGCGAUGCCGGGCCCAGUAGCAGAGGUUGACGAGUUCACACCAUCUCAUCGACCGGUGUGCAAAACAAAAGGGGUCGGGGGUUGUAGUUUAACAAGCUUUGUAUAUUCUUAUACGACUUGAACUUCUUGUAUGAGUUUCCAUAAUUGUAAUAUAUCUUUGCAUUAGUUUCAUAAUUAUUUUUUUCAAAA
Molecule: messenger RNA, 5236 nt
Organism: Amaranthus tricolor (Joseph's coat)
Lineage: Eukaryota; Viridiplantae; Streptophyta; Magnoliopsida; Caryophyllales; Amaranthaceae
Exons: 4
Coding region: 3248-5077 (609 amino acids)
Molecular function (GO): zinc ion binding
Source: RefSeq, a predicted model, not a curated record